AUGACAAUCGAAGUAUUAUGAAUCCACAGUGUGUGCAUUUAGUUCUCGACAGAGAUGAAAAGUAGGUAACAUUUUAUACAGGCACUUUUAGAGCACCCUUGCGGACUUCCGUCAACGUGUUUAAAGACCCCAUCAUGUCCAUGCUUGCAGAACCCCGGAGAAAACAGAAGUGGUCUGUUGACCCACGGAACAGCGCGUGGAGUAAAGACGAGUCCAAGUUCGGCCAGAAGAUGCUGGAGCGAAUGGGCUGGUCCAAGGGAAAGGGCCUGGGGAGAACUGAGCAGGGCUCCACAGAGCACAUUAAAGUCAAAGUUAAGAACAACCAGCUGGGGCUGGGAACCACUGCCAGCCACGAGGACAACUGGAUCGCCCAUCAGGAUGACUUUAACCAGCUCCUGGCAGACCUCAACAACUGCCAUGGUCAAAACACUGCCAAUGAAGCCCCAUCGGAGGAGAAACAGCAGGAGAAGUCCUUCAGCCUGGAGGAGAAGUCAAAGACGUCCAGGAAGAGGGUCCACUACAUGAAGUUCACCAAAGGGAAGGACCUGUCCAGCCGCAGCCAGACAGACCUGGCCUGUAUCUUUGGGAAGAGGGGGACGAAGCGCAUAGCCGAGGACCAGGAAGAGGAGAGCAGUGGGCCAGACUCCCAGGGAAUGAACGAGAAGGAGACCAGGGCAGUUACAGCACCAGCUACAAAGGUUACGACCCCUGAACCUGAUGUAGAGGCCAUCACCAAGACAGUCACCAGCAACCUCUCCAUGCAGGAGUACUUUGCCCAGCGGAUGGCUCAGCUGAAAAGGGGUCGUGGCGAGGCUCCCACUGCAACCUCAUCACCAGAGACCAGUGAUACGCAGCAAGUCCCGGCUGAUUUUGUCCCUGACCACACAGAGGAACUCACGUCAAAGAAGAAGAAGAAGAAGAAGAGGAGAAAGAGAGAGAGGGAAGAGGAUGACGUGGUGGUGGUGAAGGAAGAGUGUGUCGUAGAUCCCGUGUCGGAGGGGCGCGAGAAGAAGAGAAAGGGGGAGAGGGAAGAGGAUGACGUGGUGGUGAUGAAGGAAGAGUGUGUCGUAGCUCCCGUGUCAGAGGGGCGCGAGAAGAAGAGAAAGGGGGAGAGGGAAGAGGAUGACGUGGUGGUGGUGAAGCAAGAGUGUGUCGUAGCUCCCGUGUCGGAGGGGCGCGAGAAGAAGAGAAAGGGGGAGAGGGAAGAGGAUGACGUGGUGGUGGUGAAGGAAGAGUGUGUCGUAGCUCCCGUGUCGGAGGGGCGCGAGAAGAAGAGAAAGGGGGAGAGGGAAGAGGAUGACGUGGUGGUGGUGGUGAAGGAAGAGUGUGUCGUAGCUCCCGUGUCGGAGGGGCGCGAGAAGAAGAGACAGAGAAAGCGGGCGGAGAAAGAGGUGUUGGCUGAAGACUGCAGCGCCACCACUGGCGUGGAGCAGAACUACCAGGACCGCCAAAUAGUAGACUUAACAACGGAGUGUGAGGUUGUAAAUAAGAAAUGGGGGGAGGAGGUGGUUGUCGUGGAGGAUGAGGUGAUCGCGGUAAAAGAGAAGAAAUCUAAAAAGGACAAGAAGAAGAAGAAGAAGAGAACAGAUCUACAUUCUUUGUAGAACUAUUAGAACCGUCUUCUCUUGAACGGUCGUCUCAAAUGGCACCCUAAUCCCUUUGUAGUGCACUACUCCCAUAUGGCUCUGAUACAAAGUAGUGCACUAUAUAUUAUUAUAGAGAGAGAAUAGGGUGCCGUUUGGGAUGCACAAUAGUCCUCGGGUUUCUGUGUUACAGUACAGUAGGCCUCUGUUCAUACAUGAAAGAACUGGGUCUAUGCACAGAGUGAUUCUCAUCGGGUAGUUUUGGACUGAAUAUCUGCUGUAAAGAAUCUAGGUGGUCCUACGUUUCUGGAGCCAUUCAGGAUGAGUUUGGUGCUUUCCCAGAGAUACACUUUUAGAAUGAUCAUUGUGACUCUAUGUUCUCUGGAUGCCCCCUGUAGUCUCCCUGUAGUCUCUGCCUUCUGUAGUCUCCCUAAAGUCUCCCUGUAGUCUCUGCCCCCUGUAGUCUCCCUGUAGUCUCCCUGUGGUCUCCCUGUGGUCUCUGCUCCCUGUAGUCUCCCUGUAGUCUCUGCUCCCUGUAGUCUCCCCGUAGUCUCUGCUCCCUGUAGUCUCCCCGUAGUCUCCCCGUAGUCUCCCUGUAGUCUCCCUGUAGUCUCCCCGUAGUCUCUGCUCCCCGUAGUCUCCCUGUAGUCUCCCUAAAGUCUCCCUGUAGUCUCUGCCCCCUGUAGUCUCCCUGUAGUCUCCCUGUGGUCUCUGCUCCCUGUAGUCUCUGCUCCCUGUAGUCUCCCCGUAGUCUCUGCUCCCUGUAGUCUCCCCGUAGUCUCCCUGUAGUCUCCCUGUAGUCUCCCCAUAGUCUCUGCUCCCUGUAGUCUCCCUGUAGUCUCCCUAAAGUCUCCCUGUAGUCUCUGCCCCCUGUAGUCUCCCAGUAGUCUCCCUGUAGUCUCUGCUCCCUGUAGUCUCCCUAAAGUCUCCCUGUAGUCUGUGUAUGAUGAUCUUUGAUGAAUUGGUAUUAGACAGCCAUUCUAAAACAGGAUCGGGGGCGAAUUCUAAAACAGGACAGGGGGCCAUUCUAAAACGGGACAGGGGGCCAUUCUAAAACGGGACAGGGGGCCAUUCUAAAACGGGACAGGGGGCCAUUCUAAAACAGGACAGGGGGCCAUUCUAAAACAGGACAGGGGGCCAUUCUAAAACGGGACAGGGGGCCAUUCUAAAACAGGACAGGGGGCCAUUCUAAAACAGGACAGGGGGCCAUUCUAAAACAGGACAGGGGGUCUUGUAGAAAUGAAUUGAUGUGUGUUUGAUUUCAUAAUAACGUGUUCUCUUUUUAAUCAGAUGAAAUCAAGCUGUCAAUGUUCCCGAUCAAUAAAUCAAACUCAAAUGAAAACUGUUUUUUUUUUAUUUAUUUUUUAUCUGUUGAAGAAUUUCUAGAUUGGCUUUUUGCCAAUCAAUCUGACAUGAAAUACAUCCAGAACCUAGGACAUUAACGUAUGUAUGUAGUGUUUCUACUGAUUUCUCUGAAACUCCAAUCACCUUAUCAAUCCAUGAACUGCCUCGUCUCGUGUUUAUAUUGAUCCGCUACAGUUGUCUUUCAGUUGGCUACUAAAAUAAAUAGUUUAAACACG
This is a messenger RNA of Oncorhynchus mykiss (rainbow trout), 3163 nucleotides long. Its product is annotated as PIN2 (TERF1) interacting telomerase inhibitor 1. Gene Ontology annotation, cellular component: nucleolus. NCBI's taxonomy places the organism in Eukaryota, Metazoa, Chordata, Actinopteri, Salmoniformes, Salmonidae. The record is from RefSeq and is a predicted model, not a curated record. Gene Ontology annotation, molecular function: nucleic acid binding; telomerase inhibitor activity.